AUGACAGCUCCCAAAGGCACAAUCCUCGUAACGGGUGCAAAUGGCGGCCUCGGCACUGCAAUUGUCAAGAAUAUUAUUGCGAGGCCUGAUCUAGCAGCCUAUCAUGGAGUCUACACGGUGCGAGACGUAGCCGCGGCGAGUUCGCUCCAAUCAGCUCUACGAACUGCGAAAUCCCACCCGCACGACGUAUUGCCGCUCGACCUUUCAAAACAGUCGAGCGUGCGCGAGACUGCGGCGGUUAUCAAUGCCAAGGUCUCGAACGGGGAGAUCCCCCAGAUCCGGGCCCUGAUUCUCAACGCGGGUUAUCGAGAGUGGCCGGGCCGGACCCGGAUCGAAGAUGGAUUGGAUAUCACCUUUUCGAGUAAUUACUUGGGGCAUUGGCUGUUGACUUUAUUGUUGCUGCAGAGCAUGGACCGGGAAUCGGGAAGGGUGGUUAUUGUUGGAGGAUGGGUUCACGACCCUCUCGAUGAGGCCAAUAAAGCCAACGGCGCCUUUGAAGACGAACAGUGGAAAAAGAUCUUCGCCGACGCCAGCAGCGAAACCGUCGAAUCGGUCGCCAAAGCUGCGUGGAGUCCUAGCCCGGACGACCCUUCCAAAGAUCGGAAAGGGCUCAGCGGAAUUCGGCGUUACGGGGCUGCUAAGCUGUGUAGUGUCAUGAUGAUUUUCGAGCUUCAGCGCCGACUCGACUCGGACCCGGAACUGAGCGGCAUCUCGGUCCUUGGUGUCGAUCCGGGCAUUAUGGCGACCAAUAUCACAACUAUGACUCUCGGCUGGCUCGUUCGGAUCAUAUUUUCCGUCGUGGCGCAAAUCGCGAAUUGGGCCAAGCCCAACGGCAUCAUGCGCCAACCUCACAAGUCGGCUGGUGAUGUCCUCGCGGCAGCCCUAGAGACCGAUCCGCCUUUUGGCAAGCGGCCGAAAGGGAUGUACUUUAACGGAUCCGAUCUCAAAGAACCGAGCGCCGAGGCGAAAGACGCGGCGAAGAGGGCAACUGUGUGGAAAACCAGCAUCAAAUACACCGAGCUGAAAGAGGGAGAAACUUGUCUGACUGACUGGUCAUGA
This is a messenger RNA of Annulohypoxylon truncatum, 1059 nucleotides long. RefSeq names its product putative short-chain dehydrogenase. NCBI's taxonomy places the organism in Eukaryota, Fungi, Ascomycota, Sordariomycetes, Xylariales, Hypoxylaceae. Gene Ontology annotation, cellular component: endoplasmic reticulum membrane; lipid droplet; mitochondrial outer membrane. The record is from RefSeq and is a predicted model, not a curated record. Bases 1 to 1059 code for a protein of 352 amino acids. The transcript is spliced from 3 exons. Gene Ontology annotation, molecular function: 3-beta-hydroxysteroid 3-dehydrogenase (NADP+) activity.